UCUUUUCCACGGUCAGUAAACGCAACCUCGCCUCGCAAUUAAGGUUUAAACGGCGGGAAAUCUAAAACAGCUGAAUAGCCUAAAGGUUUUCUUAAGCUAUUUGAAAAUAAGUCCCAGGGACGAGUCCAAGCGACCUGAAACAAGACGCAAUGAGUUAUUUGAGGAACAUCAAGAAAAUGUUGAACAUACCAGCUGGAACCAGAAAUGUGGGCUCCAAUGGACAUCCCAGUUUGACAGAUUCCCAGGUUUUCUUUGGCUCGCAGUUUUGGCAUGAACAUUCCCAGGGUAUGUCUCAGGAAAUGAGUCUGUCAUCCAGAAACUCCCAGCAAAGUUCGCAGGAGGGAAGUGACCCAACAAUUUUAAACAGAUAUACCUCUAAACCUCUUCUGUUUGGGGACAUGAAGGACAAAACGAGAACCUCAGGCUUGCUUGACAAGUUUGAAGAGGACAGGAAAAAAGCAAAAGAGAGAAGUGACAGUGACCACUUUUUAAAAGAAUCCCAACAUAUUAGAGAAACUCUCAUCAAUAUUCAGCAACUGGUGGCUGGCACUGAGAAAAACACAUCUGUGUGCCAAACGAUCUUUGAAAAUUUUGACAGUUUUGCAUCAUCACUGAAAACUAGUUUGGAGAGCCUUAAGAGAGACAUUUCCCAGAUGUUUGAGACUUGGGUAGACAAAUUAAGCUCUCAGAAGGAAGUAAUGGCAGAGCUGGAGGAAAAACUGCAAAAGAAUGGGGAAGCCACAUCAGAGCUUGCAACACAACUAAAGAGCUUAAAGAGUAAUGUGGAGUGUCUGAGAGGGGAGCAGGAAAGAGAACAAAAAAUGCUGGAGGAGGCUCUGAAGCUGCUCAACUCUCUUGUUCCUAAGCCUUCAGAUAAACCCAGUCCUAAAUCAAUGUUAGACAGCGCCAUUCAAACAUCUCCAGAGCGGGAGAUGUCAGCGCACAACAUUCUGAAGAGCAGUCAAAGUGAAGGCACACAGCUUCCAAAUGUGCCAGGCAACCUUAAACAUCAGGGUGAAACUUCCACACAGGGCUGCAGGCGCGUCUUCGGAAAGAGAAGACUCAAUCUGAAGGGCCAAAGGUGCAAAAAGAGACCACUGGUGCUCUCUCAGAGUAGGAAGCAGUUUGUCCCAGAUGAAAACACCAAACCUAUAAAUCCUUGUAAGAAGUCACAGAAAACAUCAGGACCUCUUUAUGAGAACCAUGAUCAGAACAUCCUGGCCGACCAGCAGAACCUCGGUUCAGGCAGCCUGAUACCAGGGAAGAAAGGAAGUAGAUCCUCCAUGGCCGCAGGAUGUUUCAUGAACCCGCCGAGCUCCUGGUCCCAGGACAGCAACAGCUCAGAGUGCCUCGCUGCCAUCGAACCCAUCCUGGAGAUGCUCAGCCCAGUAAAACAAGGAGACUUAUGGGAGUUGUUUGAUUCUGAAUUUGACUUUUAGAGAAAAUCUACAGUCCUAAGCAGUCUUAGUUUUGUUUUUAUAGGUGACAUGAGUAAAAUCUGUUAACAUAAAACAAUAUUUAUUAUUACUUUACUAGAGUUAUGUUGGAAAACUUUCCUGAUUUGGUCUGAACUCAAGAAUAGUUUAAGAAUAUAUAGCUUAAUAUAAGAACUGUAGUAGCAUAUAAGAGUGCAGACUGAUCCUCAAAGUAUUGCACAAUCUUAUUGAAAUACAGUACAGACCAAAAGUUUGGACACGCCUAUAUGUCCAAACUUUUGGUCUGUACUCAAUACAGACCAAAAGUUUGGACACAUAGGUUUGUCCAAACUUUUGGUCUGUACUGUAGUCUUGUUGAAUUUUUUUCAUGGCUUACUUAAAACAUUGUAGUUAAGUUUUGCACUGCUGUAUCAUUUAGUUCAAUUAUAUUUCCAGUUUCAGAGUGAAAA
This is a messenger RNA of Xiphophorus couchianus (Monterrey platyfish), 1885 nucleotides long. RefSeq names its product coiled-coil domain containing 36 (gene ccdc36). The coding region runs from base 150 to 1439 and encodes 429 amino acids. Gene Ontology annotation, cellular component: condensed nuclear chromosome. Gene Ontology annotation, biological process: homologous chromosome pairing at meiosis; DNA recombination; meiotic DNA double-strand break formation. The record is from RefSeq and is a predicted model, not a curated record. Lineage: Eukaryota; Metazoa; Chordata; Actinopteri; Cyprinodontiformes; Poeciliidae. The transcript has 8 exons.